Trichoderma aggressivum f. europaeum is the source of this 1452-nucleotide messenger RNA. RefSeq lists its product as uncharacterized. Bases 1 to 1452 code for a protein of 483 amino acids. The transcript is spliced from 9 exons. The record is from RefSeq and is a predicted model, not a curated record. Gene Ontology annotation, molecular function: iron ion binding; monooxygenase activity; oxidoreductase activity, acting on paired donors, with incorporation or reduction of molecular oxygen. NCBI's taxonomy places the organism in Eukaryota, Fungi, Ascomycota, Sordariomycetes, Hypocreales, Hypocreaceae.
AUGGAGGCGCUGUUAUCGCAGCCCGUUACGACGAUUGCCCUCGUGGCUACAGUUUCGUUUUCUUUCAUCUAUAAUGUAUAUCUCGUGAUAUAUCGCCUCUGGUUUUCGCCUCUGGCCAAAUUCCCUGGUCCCAAAUUUGCUGCGGCCUCCUUCUGGUAUGAAUUUUAUUAUGACUACUGGCUGGAUGGCAAAUACCUGUUCGAAGUGGAGAAGAUGCAUAAAAAAUAUGAGUUUUACAAUGAGAUAUAUGUUACGGAGAGCAAACGGCGAACUAACAGCUAUGAUGUGUUUUGCAAAGGCAUCGAUUUUGAUGGCUCUCAUUUGCUCACAGCGGACCACGAUCUGCACAGAAAGAGGAGAAAGCCAAUGGAAGGUUUCUUUUCGCGGAAAGGAAUCACCCAGCUACAGCCAAUGCUUGCAGAAGUUGCUCUGCACCUUGAGUCUCGUUUCAGAGAGCUGGAAGGUAAAAAUGCAGUUAUUCGACUGGACCAUGCUUUUUCUGCCUUCUCCGGGGAUAUUAUUGGAAGAAUAUGCCUUGGUACUGGCGAUAGAGGCUCUCACGGCGACCGGUUUCUAGAUGCCCCCGACUUUGCUUCUGACUGGUAUAAUGUUAUUCACGCUAUUGUAAGAUCUAUCCCGCUGUUUACAGGAUUUCCUCAGAUCAUUCAAGUUUUGAGUCUCCUUCCGGAGAGUUUAUUGCUCUGGGUCUAUCCAAAAGGCCAAAUGUUCAACAUAUUUCGACAGCGAGCAUUGAAUCAAAUACGACUUGCCAACAGUGAUCAAUCCAAAGGCGAGGACAGUGGAGUCUCUAUUUUCCGGCACAUUGCAAACAGCGACAUGCCAGUAGAGGAGAGAACCGAGGAACGACUGGCAAAGGAAGCCCAGGUCCUUCUUGGUGGCGGCACAGCAAGCACAGCACGCACUAUCGGCUUUGCCUCCUACUACAUUCUCUCUAGGCCUGAGUUGAGAAGCAAGCUUGAAGCUGAGCUGAAGGAGCCGAUGGCCAACUGGCCCGAGCAGGUUCCAACCUGGGCAGAGCUAGAGCAGCUGCCGCUCUUGCAAGGAAUCAUCAAGGAAUCCCUGAGACUCAGCUAUGGCGUCAUGCAUCGCUUGCCAAGAGUGUUUCCCGACCAGGCCAUUCAGUACAAAGACUUUGUGAUACCUCCAGGGAUCCCCGUGGGUAUGUCUGCAUAUUUGAUGCACUCAGACCCUGAGGUAUAUCCCAAUCCGGGCGAGUUUAUACCCGAACGGUGGGUUCAUGAUGUGAAACCUGCCAUGCAUCGGUCUCUAGCUAUGGCGGAGAUGAGUCUUGUUUUGGCAGUUCUCUAUCGCUCUAAUGGGCCGAAAUUAGAGCUAUACGAGACGGACGAGAGUGAUGUCAAGCAAGCGCAUGACUUCUUGAUUCCCCUUCCAAAGCUUAGCACCAAAGGCGUGCGUGCCUUGAUUCGUUAG